Molecule: messenger RNA, 1694 nt
Organism: Apis mellifera (honey bee)
Lineage: Eukaryota; Metazoa; Arthropoda; Insecta; Hymenoptera; Apidae
Product: leucine-rich repeat-containing protein 74B
Exons: 4
Coding region: 207-1586 (459 amino acids)
Biological process (GO): nucleocytoplasmic transport; activation of GTPase activity
Cellular component (GO): cytosol; perinuclear region of cytoplasm; nucleus
Molecular function (GO): GTPase activator activity; small GTPase binding
Source: RefSeq, a predicted model, not a curated record
UCAUGUGCACAAAAAUAUAAGAACGAGUAUUUAAUGUUAAAUCUAUAGAUAUAAAAAAAGAAAAAGAUGUAUCGGAAGAAACACUGAUCACCUCAGAAGAAGAAUCCAUCGUUUCUGAAGAAUUGUCUGUCGAAAGUUCCAUUCAUCCUUGUCUUAAAGACAUAGAUAUCAGUGAUUCCCGAUUGAAAUUGCAAAAUCUCUACACGAUGUUUCCAAUCCCUGAUGAUCCUGGCUUGGUACCAGCGUUCUGGACCAUUCAGGAACGUCGACCCUCUUAUACAGAUGACGGUAUAAUGAAAUUUUUCGAUUUAGUUAAAACAUUCUCUAUGAGACCUAUACAAGCAAUGGAAGAUAUGUUACGAACUAAUAAAAUCAAUUUACAAUAUUACGGACUUGAUUCCCGUAUCGUUAAACUCUUAUGUGAAGCUUUGAUGAAAAAUCCUACUGUGAAUACGAUCAAUCUUACAGGUAAUUGGUUAUCAGAGGAUGCCUGUUAUCAUUUAAAUGAACUGCUUUUGAAAAACAAUAUAAUACACACUUUGUUAUUAUCAGGAUGUAAAAUCGGUGCAAACGGUGUUUCGAAAUUGUAUGAUGGAAUUUUUACAAAUGAAACACUGAAAAAAUUAGAUCUUUCCGAUUGUAAUUUACGUAAAGAAGGUAUUGACUACCUUAUACAGGCAAUUUGUAAUAAUGAAAGCAUUGAAACUCUUUCAUUGAAUCACAAUCAUCUCGACGAAUCAUGUGCAGAUGCUUUGCAAAAAUUAGUCAAUUGUUCAAAGAUAAAACGUUUAGAAUUAUCUUGGAAUUCCUUAUACACAACAGAAACUUGGAAGAAAUUUAUUAGAGGACUCGAGGAAAAUGAAACUUUACUUGAUCUUGAUUUAUCUUGGAAUGCUUUAGGAAAAGAAUGUAUUUCGUAUUUGCGUCGAUUAUUAUUGCGAUCUUCAACAUUAAAAAAGUUGCACUUGAAUGGAAAUCGUUUUACUAAUGAUGAUGUAACUGUCAUUGCAAAAGCAUUAUCAAGGAAUGCAACACUCGAGGAGCUAUAUAUAGGUGACAAUCCUUUCAAAGCUGAUGGUGCAUUUGCUCUCGUUAAAGCAAUUACACCAGAGAAAACGUCAGAAAGUCAGCUACGUAUUUUAGAUCUUACGAAUAUUUGGGCAAAUAAGAACAUAAUACCAGAACUUGAAACAAUUCAAAAUAGUAAACCAUGGGUAGACAUUAAAUUGGGAGGUAUAUUUAGUAAUUAUAAAAUAGAAGGUCCAGAUGUAAAAGCAAUACUUUUAAAAAGAGCCAAUUAUGAAGCUAUGAGACCAAAGAAAAAACGACGUCGUAAAAACUUUGGUCAUUUUGUGUUAUCACUUUCUGAUGAUCUUAUUUCGAAAGGAAAGUUUUUAGAACUGGUGGAAAAUUUCCAAUUAAACUUAUCUAAAUCUUUAGUAAAUGAACUAAUGAUUGCAUUUACUGGUAUAAAAAAUACUGUCGAUCAAGGCUUAUUAAAAUCUGUUUAUAUGAAACAAUAUCCAAAUACAAAACUUCCAACAGAAAAACCUAAAAAAAUCAAAAGUAAAAAAAAAAAAACCUAAAAAAAAAGAGAUAAAAGAAACUAAUGAGGAAGAGAAUCUAUGAAAAAGAAUUUUGUAGUUUAUUUAUAAUACCUUAAUUUUAAUAGUUUAAAUAAAGUAUAAUUAUAU